Molecule: messenger RNA, 1176 nt
Organism: Symbiodinium necroappetens
Lineage: Eukaryota; Dinophyceae; Suessiales; Symbiodiniaceae
Source: the annotation of a GenBank genome assembly
AUGGCUCAUGCAGCAGCAGAUGACGAUGAUGAUGAUGAUGUCUUGAUCUGCGAGGUGGAUUGUGACGACAAUGAACUUCGGGAGAUGCUGCAGAAGGUGGCUUGCAAGGACGAGAAUACCCAUGAAGCCCCCGAGGAGCCUACGACGCCGACAGUGCCGGAUGAAGAGAUGGAUCAUGUGAUUUCGAAUGAUGUUUAUUGGCGCCAUGCGAACGAUUUGGGUGAGGUCGGUGACUCUACUUUUCCGGAAACGCAGCUUGAAAGUGUGCCUGCUUUGGCUGCAGCCGCAAAGCCCAUUCGGCCCUCGGUGGCGCCACGGUUGCGGUCGAAGCCCAGCACAGCUCCGGAGCCACGUUCGCAGGAGCCAAAGCCAAGCAGUGUUCCGAAGCCAAAGACAAGCACAGAUCCGUCUGGGUCAAAGCCAAACAGUGUUCCGGAGCCAAAGACAAGCACAGAUCCACAGGGGUCAAAGCCAAGCAGUGUUCCGGAGCCAAAGACAAGCACAGAUCCACAGGGGACAAAGCCAAGCAGUGUUCCGGAGCCAAAGACAAGCACAGAUCCACAGGGGGGGUUAAAGCCAAGCAGUGACGAGCCAAAGUCUGGGAAGGCUGAGGUUGCAAAGACCACGAAUCGGGCCCCCAAAACUCCCAGAACCAAGAAGACUUUUUCCUCGCCUGGAAGUGAGUCCAAGUCAGCUUCGGCUGCUGAUACACCAGCAGACAAGUUCAAUGCCAGAAUGGAAGUCAUGAUCAAGCAGAAGAAAGAGGGGAAAGUGGAGAUCGUCAGUGGGUUUUAUACGGAAGAAAAAAUGAAGGACCGGGUGAAGGCGGUGAGGGAGUACUGCCUUGCCUCGCGGGAGCGACGCAAGACGCUCGUGAGACGUGAUAAGUACCAGAAGCAGAUCCGUGAGUUCUGGGUGGAUGUCCAGACAAGUGGGACUUUGGCAACCACGAACACCGAGGAGUUUUCGUUUUGCUUUGAGAUCAUCGAUCCGACGUGUGAGUUGCCCGGGCCGGUCCUGGGUAAAGAGCCAAUGCCAGCCUACGACGGCACGCUAGGUGAAGACGAUGAGACAACGGAGGAGGAGGAUAAUGAGGAGGAUGGCCCGGACUCCAAGGAGGAGGUGACCCCAAGCAAAACCGGGAAAAGGAGAUUCAAUCAAAAAACAGCAGCUUGA